ACUUCUCCAGCAGAUGGUAUGUAUCUAUUUUGUCCUUUUUCGUUCACAUUUAGACCUUUUUGUGACCUAAAUCUCACCACGCAGGUGAUCUGUGUAUUUCUCAACUGUGCAGAUCUCUCUGGGAAAGUCUUCACCUUUCCGCAAGAGUCCAACACCAUCCACGCAAAACUUGUCCCCAAUAAAAGUGUGAACCUGCAGUCCAUCACCGUCUGCCUUCGCUUCUUUACUGACCUGUCGAGGAGCCAGAGCAUCUUCUCGCUGGCCACGCGGUCCAGCGACAACGCCUUUAUUUUAUACAAACCUCAAUAUGACGUGUACCACAUGAAUGUCAUGGACAAAGUGACUGAUUUCUGGGGGCUGCCAGAUAAACUGAGCGAGUGGAUCUCCCUCUGUGGAACUUGGGAGUCGAAGACAGGUCUAGCCCAGGUGUGGGUGAACGGGAAGCCCAGCUCCCGAAAGCUACUCCUGCGUGGAGGUGAGCUCGCUGCACCACACAGCAUAGUUCUGAGCCAGGAUCAGGACAACUAUGGCGGCGGCUUCGAUGCCAAGCAGUCGUUUGUCGGCCAUAUCAAGGACGUGCACAUGUGGGACUACGUCCUGUCCCCGCAUGACAUUCAGCACUUCACAGAUGGGUCUACGUUCGGACCGGGAAAUGUGCUCAAUUGGAGGGACAUGGAGUACACGACUCAGGGUGUUGUAGAGGUGGAAGACGAGCAGAAGAUUUAA
Scleropages formosus (Asian bonytongue) is the source of this 726-nucleotide messenger RNA. Its product is annotated as serum amyloid P-component-like. Lineage: Eukaryota; Metazoa; Chordata; Actinopteri; Osteoglossiformes; Osteoglossidae. The transcript has a single exon. Bases 19 to 726 code for a protein of 235 amino acids. The record is from RefSeq and is a predicted model, not a curated record.